AUGAUUGAUAAUAGAUUGGAAAAGGAGUUCAAUGCUGUUCUAAAUGCCAUUGAUGAUGGAGUUUUGGAAAAUAUUUCAGUUGAAGUGGAUAAACAAAACAAUUCAAUAAAUUAUAGAAAAUGGAUAGUCACUAUCUAUGGCAAGGAAGGUACAAUUUGGGAAGGAGGUGAAUUCCCAGGAUUUUUAAAUUUUUCUAAAUCAUAUCCAAGUGAUCCACCUUAAUAUUAUUGGUAAUUGUAUGGAGGAUAGUUUUAACAUAUGAAUGUAUUUGAAAAUGGAGCAACAUGCAUCGAUAUCCUGAACAAUAAAAUAGGCUACACGCCAGCUACUUCAUGCGUAGAAAUAUUGAAGGGAAUGGAAGGGUUUUUGUACAAUCCUAAUCCGAAAUCUCCAACUAUGAGGGGUUUGGCAAAAACAUUUGAGGAGAACAAAGAACAAUAUGAGAAAUUAAUAAAAGCCUUCGUGAAACAUUACAUGAUAGAAAAAGAGAAAAAGAAAUAGUGA
This is a messenger RNA of Paramecium tetraurelia, 504 nucleotides long. RefSeq lists its product as uncharacterized. The record is from RefSeq and is a predicted model, not a curated record. NCBI's taxonomy places the organism in Eukaryota, Ciliophora, Oligohymenophorea, Peniculida, Parameciidae. Gene Ontology annotation, biological process: protein polyubiquitination; proteasome-mediated ubiquitin-dependent protein catabolic process; DNA repair. Gene Ontology annotation, molecular function: ubiquitin conjugating enzyme activity. The transcript has a single exon.